AUGGCAGGCCAGACGAUUGAGAGGAGGCUGCGCGGAGAGGAGGAGGCGGAGGCCAGCGAGGAGCGGGAGCGGCGAGAGAGCGGAGGGGGCGAGGAGGAGGGAGGGGCGGGUGGCAGACCAGAGAAUGGAGGGCGCUGGCAGAGGCGGAGGUUCAACCGGAGGAGCGCCACAAAGGAGGCGCAGCGAGCGGAGGAAGCGGAGCCAACCAGCGACGACGUGGAAAUGGAGAGGCUCGAGGGGGAGGCGGACCUCCCAACGGGAGGCGGCGGUGGCGGCGGCGACGGCGGCGGAGCGGGCGGCAAGGCGGCCAAGGACCGCGAGCGGGUGCGCCCCGACCCUCCCACCCCCCCAGACUCCGACGCCGACUCGUCGGAGGACGACGUGGGCGGCGGUGGUCACCGCGGCCCCCCCCGCCUCGGCGGCGGCGUCGGUCGCGACGAUGCUGUCGGCGAGCUGUUCGGCGGCCACAAGCUUGCCUGCGACUACGACAGCGACAACCCCUUCGAGCGGAAGCGCGGACUGCAGCUGCGGACCUCGCACUACGCACCAGCGGCGGCGGGCGACACCGUGCACGCAGAGCUGCACCGCAAGCUCAGGGCCGCGAACCAACGAGAGGUGUGCACCCUCCUUCCCUCCCUCUCGUACAUGUACGACCUGCACACGCACCUCGAGGGCGCCCUUCCCGACGGACUCGAGCUCGUCGAGGCGCUCCUGGCCGAAGGCGAGUAUGGACCCGGCUUGCAGGCGCGCCGCUCGCACCUGCUCGUGCACGAGCCGCAGCGCCCUGCGGGCAUCUCCGGGAUCAUCUCGCUCGUCGCCAAUCGCGACCUCGAGCGGCACACGCAGGCCUUGCGACUCUUCACAGCUCAUCCUGAGGACUACGCGGCCGCGGCGUCGCUCAAGACGGAGCUCGAGGCGGCGAAGCGAGAGGCCGCCGCCGCCGCCGCAGUGAGCCAACAGCAGGCGGCCAAGCGGGAGGCCAUCGCGGCAGCGGACUACGCCGCCGCCGCCGCCCUCAAGAAGGAGCUCGAGGCCAUCCCCUCCACCGCCGCCUCCGCCUCCACCGCCGCCUCCGCCUCCGCCUCGGCCUCGGCCUCGGCCUCCGCCUCCGCCUCCGCCUCCGCCUCCGCCUCCGCCUCGGCCCCCGCCUCGGCCUCGGCCCCCGCCUCGGCCUCGGCCUCCGCCGGCGGCGGCACCGCCCCGCCGCCCGGCGCUGCCGAGGCUAGCCCCGCGGCGGCGGCGCUGACCUCAAAGGAGGGCGCGCCCGAGGCGCUGCCGCUCAUGCUGAGCCUGACCGAGCCCGCGACCGCCGAGCCCAGCUCGAGGCAGACAGAGGGCGCCGACGACGAGGGCUCGAGGAGGACUCCGCUGAGGGACACGACGCGGUGGAACCGGCGCGGCUCCGGCACGGCCCCGUCGACGUGCUCGUCCCACUUCCUCACCCCCGCGUCCGGCUCGAGCACAGCAUCCUCCGUGAGUGAGGGGGCCCUCCUCGACUGGAUGAUCUACGCGACUGCGCAAGAGAUUGCGGAGGCGCAGACGGGGCCUUGA
Messenger RNA from Emiliania huxleyi CCMP1516, 1551 nucleotides. RefSeq lists its product as hypothetical. The coding region runs from base 1 to 1551 and encodes 516 amino acids. The transcript is spliced from 4 exons. The record is from RefSeq and is a predicted model, not a curated record. NCBI's taxonomy places the organism in Eukaryota, Haptophyta, Isochrysidales, Noelaerhabdaceae.